AGUAAAUGGAGUAGAUUCAAAUCCCGGAAAUGAUACUGAGACUUGUUCAGAUUUUAGUAAUGACUUCGGCAGCUGUUUGUCAAGUAGGUAUUGGACCAGAACUGCGUUGCUACCAAUGUAACUCGCUAACACAACCUCACUGUGCGGACUAUUUUGAUAAUCGAACUUUUCCUUUGGUCGCUUGUCCUAAUGAUGGAAGAAAUUAUUCUAGAUGUGUCAAGAUGAUUCAAGAAAUGUAUUUAGAUGGCAAAUGGACUAGACGUUAUUAUCGUGAUUGUGCUGUAACCGGUGUGAUUGGUGCAGAAGAUGGUCGUUGGUGCAUUGAUCGUUUAGGCACUUAUCGUGUUAAAGUUCGUUAUUGUAAUUGUAAUAAUAAAAAUGGUUGUAAUUCAAGUACACCAAUGACUGUUUCUACAACACUUUAUAUGACAAUGUUGACUGUAUUGAUGUUUUACAUUUAUCGACACUACUUAACAUUUAAUAACAUUUAACAAACAAGAUAAUUCUCUCAUUUUGUAAUUCCUUUUUUCUUUCUGAUAAUUUGUGGGUUUUUUUCUGAUAUAAUAAUUGCACUGGAAAAUGUUUUUAUUGUAGAAAUAAAAAACGAAACUCCACAUAGGUAACUACUAUCGAAAAAUGUGAAUACAAACGUUUUUCUUCUUAUCAUCUAUGGAAAACUGAAAUUUCAAUUAUCAUCAUUCAUGCUGCAUAAAUAAAAUCAUGUUUCAUGUGUGAUUUUAUGUUCAAUUUUUGUAAAAUUUUGUUCAAGGUUUCAAUGAUUGUUAUUUUCUUUUUUUUUCUUACUUACCAGAUUCAUCUUUUUUUUUCUAUGUGAUGUUAAUCGAAAAAGAAAUGUACAUAAAC
Messenger RNA from Schistosoma turkestanicum, 864 nucleotides. NCBI's taxonomy places the organism in Eukaryota, Metazoa, Platyhelminthes, Trematoda, Strigeidida, Schistosomatidae. The record is from the annotation of a GenBank genome assembly.